AAAAAUUUGAUGGUUUCCGUUUUUUCUGCGCGAAAUUCAAAACUGAAAGUAUUUUGGACAUUUUCUAUUAUAAUGGAAUGAACAUAUAACUGAAAUGAAAUGUAUACGUAUUAACUCAAGUGUAUUUUAAGCUCGAAAUUCCAAUAUUUGUACAAAAUACAAUAUUAUUUUCCGAUUUACAUUUUGCCAUAUAUGGCCAUUUGCUUUCAAUGCCGUUUGACAAAUAGCUACUAUACUGUUGAAGAAAAGUUGCUUAUUGUAUUAUAUAGAGAAUGUUAGAUAUUAUUAAGCAAGAUGUCAGAAAAUCUCGAUAAAUGUUUGAGCUGCGAUAACUACUUUCUACCACCAAUUUAUCAAUGCCCUAGAGGACAUACUUUAUGCAGUCACUGUACCCAAGAUGCUCAAUACAUGAUUUCAACUAGUGAAUAUAAUUUGAGACAAGCUAAAUUAAAAUCCGUGACAAAAGUGAAGUUAUUUUGUGGAAGCUGUAUGAAUUUUUAUUUCAUCAAUGAAGAACUGAGAAAUGAAGAUAUUGAACGUUCAGUAGAAGCAGUGAAAUAUCCUUGUACUUUCAAGAAAGAUGGAUGCCAGUUUGAAGAUAUUUAUACCAAAAUAAAAACACACAAUGAGACAUGCUGUUUUAUGGUAAUUAGUUGUUUUUGGAAAAACUGUUAUUGGAUAGGCCCUCUUCGUGAUAUGAAGCUACACUUGAAAUUACACUCUGAGAUGAAUGUAGGUCAUAAUGAACCCUUUGUGAACAAUUCAUGCUACACAAUAUUUCAUGAGGAUAGUUUCUAUCUUUUGAAAAUUUUACUUACACAAAAAUAUGUUGAAUUUUUUGUUAUAUACCAUGGAGAACCCAACAAGUAUCUUUUUGAAAUUAACAUAGGGACUAAGUUUUCUAAUAGGUAUCCAAUUAAAUUGAGAAAGGUAAUACCACCCUUAAAGUCUCCAAAAAUUCAUGGGUUCAACUCUCAUAAUGCUGAAGUUUUUUUGGUUGACUUUGAAUUCGUAGAGCAAUUUAUUGCCGUAGAGAGAGAAAAAAUUUAUGAUGAAGUUCAGUAUAUGAUACAAAUUUCACCAAGAGAGGAACAAAAUUCUGAUUUUUAGUAAGUCUCUGCAGUGAGAAAACACUAACUUGAAUGGAAGUAAUGUUAUUUCAAAUCAAACUAGGUUUUUUUUUCAUCUAGUGCAAUUAUUUUCCAUUUGAAUAGUUCUUUCUUAUAUUUAAGAGAAAUAUUUUUAUAUUUUUUGUAUUUGGUGUGCUUAAUAUCUUCUUUUAUUUAUAUUAUAUAUUUCUAUUUUUUCAAAUAUUUUAUAUCCAACCAUUUUACAGUUGCAAUGUUAUUUUUGCAUCUCAUCAUAUAUUGUUAACUAUUUCCCAUUUGAAGAGCUAUUGCUUUUUAAUUUUUGAGAACUACUUAUAAUUUAUCUAUCUGGCGUGUUUGAACAAAUUAUACUUUAUGUGUUACAUAAUACAUUUAUAUUCUACAAAAUA
Harmonia axyridis is the source of this 1498-nucleotide messenger RNA. RefSeq names its product putative E3 ubiquitin-protein ligase SINAT1. Gene Ontology annotation, cellular component: cytoplasm. Gene Ontology annotation, molecular function: ubiquitin protein ligase activity; ubiquitin conjugating enzyme binding; zinc ion binding. Gene Ontology annotation, biological process: proteasome-mediated ubiquitin-dependent protein catabolic process; multicellular organism development. Bases 295 to 1110 code for a protein of 271 amino acids. The transcript has 2 exons. Lineage: Eukaryota; Metazoa; Arthropoda; Insecta; Coleoptera; Coccinellidae. The record is from RefSeq and is a predicted model, not a curated record.